Messenger RNA from Nerophis ophidion (straightnose pipefish), 3323 nucleotides. RefSeq names its product cerebellar degeneration-related protein 2-like (gene cdr2l). The record is from RefSeq and is a predicted model, not a curated record. The coding region runs from base 430 to 1797 and encodes 455 amino acids. NCBI's taxonomy places the organism in Eukaryota, Metazoa, Chordata, Actinopteri, Syngnathiformes, Syngnathidae. The transcript has 5 exons.
CACGAUUUUGCGGCACUGGUCAAAUUUAAAUGUCCCCUUUACUAUAUUUUAAAGUGCGUUUCCCAGCCGUAGACCCUCGUUCGGCAUUUUCCGAGUAUCUUUGAACGCCCCAGCAGCACCGCGCAUGAUGCUCAUCAAAGGCUGAUGGCAGAGACACGGCAAUCUUCAUUUCCAACACCACGACGUCCUUCUCGUCUAUUAACUGAACUCAAAACGCUCGCCUUCACAACGGUUGAUGGUUCAAGUCCAAUUUAUUAGUCUCCAAGGCCUUUUUUCCCCACCCUCGGGGUGGUUUUAGCGUCGCUACGGGUUUUGUGUCUUGUCACUUCCGGGGGUGCUUGGGAGUGAAUUAUUGGUAUCAUUAAUAUUUUACUGUUAUUGUUGUUGGUAAAACACCAUCUCGCCGGAGGACAAAGUAGUUGAGACUUGAUGCUUCGUGGUGGCAAGAUGGAUGAGUUUGUCACGGAGGAAGAGGAGCCCUGGUACGACCAACGUGACUUGGAGCAAGACUUGCACCUGGCAGCCGAGCUGGGUAAAACUCUCCUGGAGCGCAACAAGGAGCUGGAGGACUCCCUGCAGCAGAUGUACGUCAACAACGAGGAGCAAGUGCAGGAGAUCGAGUACCUGUCCAAGCAGCUGGAGAUGUUGCGAGACAUGAACGAGCAGCACGCCAAAGUCUACGAGCAGCUGGACGUGACCGCCAGAGAGUUGGAGAUCACUAAUGAGAAGCUGGUGCUGGAGAGCAAGGCCUCGCAGCAGAAAAUAGAUAGGUUGACGGGCACCAUGGAGACGUUGCAGGGUCAGGUGGACAGUCUGACCACACGAGUGGAGGAGCUGAGAACUUUAGAGGAGCUGAGGGUCCUCAGAGAGCGAAAAGAACGACGCAAGACAGUCCACUCCUUUCCUUGCCUUAAAGAACUGUGCACUGCACCAAGCUACGAGGACGGCUUCCUGCUGGCCAACCCGGGCAGCGUGGAUUUGGCCGAGCGACAGCCGGCCGAGGAGGAGAACGAGCGUCUGAGAGGCGUGGUCUCGUCUCUGCGCGCCGCCGUGUCCGCCGAGCGCUCCAAGCGCGAAGGAGCGGAGCGCGAGUGCGCCGCCGUGCUGCAGGAGUUUGUACGCUUGGAGGAGCGUCUCCUGGGCGCCGAGGGCUGCCAGCUGCGGGUUCGGGAGCUGGAGGCGGAGCUCCGUGAGAUGCAGCUGCUGAGGAAGUCCAGGGUGAGUCUGACGGAGGACGGCAUGGAGUCUCUGCUCGGCAACGGGCCGGAGACGGACACGCCCGACGAGGACGGCGCGGCGGCUUCGGAGGCGGUGGGCGAGGCGGGAGCGCCCGUGAGGAAAAGCUGCAGCGACACGGCUCUGAACGCCAUCAGCAUCCGCGACCCCCCGGGCAGGCGGCAGGCGGGACGCAAGCGAGGAAUGUCCAUCCUGAGCGAGGUGGACGAGCAGUACCACGCCCUGCUGGAGAAGUACGAGGAGCUGCUGGGCAAGUGUCGGCGCCACCAAGACGACCUUUGUCACGCCGAGGUGCAGACCUCCCGACCCGUGUCCAGGGACCCCUCCAUCAAGGACUACAGCCUGGCCGUGGCGGAGGAGGCGCGGGCCCCGCCCACUCCCCCUUACACCCCCUCCACGCCAGAAGCCCUGGAGGGCAUCAGCAGGCAGGUGGAGCAGGUGGACCAGCGCCUGGGGCAGAACACGCCUGAGUACAAGACCCUCUUCAAGGAGAUCUUCUCUCGCCUGCAGAAGACCAAGAGCGACAUCAACGCCGGCAAGAGCAGGAAGAGCCACAAGUGACCUUUGACCCCUGCCUCAAGGGGCCGUAAUCAAGUCGUCUUGUUUCAAGCCGAGAUGCAGAUUAUUACUCACAAACAUGGAGUGUCUGGAAAGGGGAUUUAACCCUCAGGGGAGUUAAAAAAAAAUCAUGAUUCAAGGACGGUUAUUUCAUGUAAAAUAAUAUUAACAAUAUUGUAAGGAUAAAAUAUUUGGGAUUUAUUUCCCCACUUUUUUUUUUUGCUCAGAUGUCUCAAACAUAAAUAAAACAUUCAAAUAAAAAUACCAACAAAAAUCCCUAACUUGUAAUAAUUAAUUUUAAGCUUUUGAAGGUCUUGUGAUCAAAUGUUGGUUUUCAGUACUUAUUAGUUUUAAAUGUUGUACUAUUAUGUUAGCAUACAUCGUUUUACUAAUUUAAACAUGCGACAUUAUUGAUCAAAAUGCUUUUUUAGAAGAUCAAAGUAAAUUAAAUAUAUAUUACAUGUGAUACUUUUAGGGAGUCAUUUUUUUUGAGAAAUCUGAACGAAAACGCCAAAAAGAAAAUUAUUUUAUGUCUUUUGAAAGCUGAAAUAAUUGUGUCCUGUUUGGCUUGAUAAUUAAAAUAUCCCCAGAGGGUUAAAUAAUCUUUUAAUCCUCCGCCUGUUCCUUAAUCACGCUGCAACAUAUCACCUCUUAUGAAUUGCCAAACUACUGUGCCGAAUCCCAUUUUCCCCCAGCAUGCAUUGCAGGACGACAGAACACACUGACGAAGAAAUAAUGCAUUAUUGUUAUGAAAGAGGAUUUGAACACUUUAUUUGUGAAUUACAUGUACCCAAAGCAGGCGAAAAGAUAGAAAUAGAUCUGCUGUCCUUGGAAGAAAAACACUAAGAAAAUAACUUUGACUUGCUGAUGUUCAGGAAAAGGAGGCGCAGCCAAUGUUUGGAAUGACCAUAUAAGGAACUUGCAACAGGAAGUCUAACGACAGUCCCGUUCCAGUGAGUUUGAAGGCCACACAGCAGCUGCCAAACACGCAGAUUUGUUAACCUUUAGGAGGUAAAGGUGACCUGAAUUCUAAAUCAUUUAGCAAAAAAUGAGCAGCAAGAAGCGCGCGCACGCACACGUACACACACACACACACACACACAAAGGCAGAGGAGGUGAUCUAAAAACAAAUUAAAUCAUAACUUUUUGGAUGACUGACACCAAAACAAAAUUGGACUUUUGUGCAGUUAUUUUUUCCAUUCUCAAUUUGCAGGUUUGAUACUUAGAAGAAAACAUGAAAGACAAAAGAAGGAAUGGCGAGGAAAAGGAAGGAGGUCAAUCUUUCCAGUCCUUCUUGAUGCUGAGGCUCCACUCCCAGGACAGAUGGUCGUGUUUGUCGUCGUCGGUGAACUUGGACUUGACGUUGUACGUGCCGCGCGCCAACAUGCCUUUGGGCGCCUCUUCUGCGCUGGUCAGGAACUCGUACUCCUCGCCGGGCUUGGGGCCGUAGCUGCCCACCAUGUAGUCGGACUUGUCCACUGGGGGAGGUCAAAGGUCAUUGAAGGUUGGUAUUGUCACGCCAAAUUUCU